CUCCCACUCACUCACUCCCCUCUACAAACCGCGCGUGCAGUGUAAUUCACUACCACACGCUGUGCGAACGCAGCGCGCGCUCAUUCAUUCAUUCUUUCAUCCAUCCAUCCAUCCCGCUGAAGGCUGCUCACACUUUCCUCUCUCUCUCUCUCUCUCUGGUUCUUUCCUCACACUCGGACAUCUGUACUUUACUGAGUGUUUACCCACAGUGGGAGUGACAGUGGGUGAUAUCAACACAGCUCCGCUUCUCCUUCUCCUCCACCACGAUACGAUACGGAGCAGAGAGACAGAGGAGUCACCGGAGGACGCGCGCAUCACGACGGCAGUAUAGCGAGCAGCGGGUGGGAGUUUUUGUUGUUGUUGAGCAUUUAAAAACAAAGACAAACAAGGUCUAAAGAAAACACCAACACGGGAACGGAAACUACAAAGAGAACUCUCUGUUUUGGACAUGAUCCCCGUGUAGUUUGGACGGAUUUUACGCGGCACAGGUGCGUUAAAGGAUUAAAGACAGCCCCGUUGGCGGAUGAUUGUCGGCUUGGUGAAGAGGUGUCACUGCCUCUGCGCAAGUUUCAGAUGAAGAUGAAAUCGGCGGGCGUCGUGGAUGGAGGGCUGUUCACAGAGAGCUAUUGUAACAUCUGCAAUGCCCAGCUCAUCUCCGAGUCCCAGCGCACCGCUCACUAUGAGAGUAAAAAACAUGCCAACAAGGUUCGCCUGUUCUACAUGCUUCACCCUGAAGAUGGAGGACCACCUUCCAAGAGACUGAGGCCAGACAACCCAGAAUGUGCAGAGACAGAAGUGGACAGGAACAAGUGCUGUACCUUGUGUAACAUGUUCUUCACCUCUGCCAUUGUGGCCCAGUCACACUACCAGGGUAAAACCCAUGCAAAGAGAGUCCGCCUGGUGCUGGGGGAGCCGCCAAACCUACCCACAGCCAUGACCAGCCCAACAAACACAGAUUCCUCCCCUUCCACGCCUCAGCCCACAGACCCUGCUGUGUGCCCUCCUCAACCCCCUGUCCUGCCCUGGCCCACGACAGAGGUCAGUGGAAAUGGAGGAAAAGAAGCCGGGAAGUACUGUUGUCUAUGUGGAGCCUGGUUCAAUAACCCGCUGAUGGCACAGCAGCACUACGAGGGCAAGAAGCACCGCAGGAAUGCAGCCAGAGCACGCCUGCUGGAGCAGCUAGCUGGCAGUCUGGAUGCCACAGAGAGCACAGGACUGCGCAGUAGUUACUCCUGCAGUGUCUGCAGUGUGGUCCUCAACUCCAUUGAACAGUACCAUGCACACCUCCAGGGCUCCAAGCACCAGAACAACCUGAAGCAACACCAGCAGUAAGCCACCUUAACUUUGGAAAAGGAAGACAUGAAGACAAAGAUUACUGGAAUGAUAAAAACCCACAGAGGACGAGCCGUGUUACAAAACUGAGGAGCAUAAGAAAGCAGUACAGAGUAAUGUCUGUGUCUGCGUGUGUGCGUGUGUAUAUGGCUGUCAUGGGCAUCCAUGCCUGUAUGUGUGUGUAUGCAUGUGUGAGUCAUUACGAGAGUGUUUAUUUCUAUCUUUGUUCUAAAAAUAUAUCUUUGAGAUUUAUUCAGCACCCAAGUGUUUUGAUACGAGUUCUCAACACCAGCAGCCGUCAGACGAGCUGCGGCUGCAAUAUUGCCCUGCAACUCCUGUGUGAACCACAAUCCUAGAAUUGAACUGAUGUCGGUGCGUUGCCCAGAGUGGCAAUAACCAUUACAAUGAUCGUCAUUAGAGCAGCAGUAAUAAUAACUCUUCAACUAGUCGUCCCCAACGUGCUCCGACUGUGAUCCAAGUCUGUUUUAACAUGGAUUUCAUAUACAGUGAUGCGGAAAAUGGCACACGCAUGGUUCACUUUCAGACCACUUGAGACCUUCUCAGGCCUAAACGUUAAAAUCCAAGGACGUGAAAACUACCAAUGACCUCAGCCAUAACCUACUGCAUGAAUUAAGAAAACUUUAAAAAAUUGGUUUUAUAUCCUGUGUUGUCUGUGAAUGUAGUAUUUAUUUUUCAUGUGUUGGAUAGGUCUUUAAAAAAAAGAAAAGAAAAGAGAGACAGAAAAGUUCUCAAAACCUGAAGAUUUGGCUGAGUUACAGGACAGAACGCACUGUAGAAAAGCAGCACAAAGACUUUUAAAAUCCUGCUUUGAAGCAACAGUCAGUCAUGUACAGGUGUAAACAUUCCCACAGAGCUGAAUACUGAUGUCAGAUGCAUUUUUGGAGGUGACAAAAUUCUAUUUUUCUGUUGCAAUAGCCAGAGGGAGGAAAACACUCCCCAAUCCAUGUAGCAGCUAAUGUACAAAACACAAAUGGGAUGUAAUGCAUAGCAUGUUAAACCCAAAAGUUGCAUUUACUUGCCUUUUUGAAGUCUAUUGCUUGCACAUUUUGUUGCAGUAGCGCCGAUUGCUUUGUUAUGCACACUGGAACAGUAAGGUCAGCUACGAGUACUGCAGAGGCUUCUUUUCAACACCUAAUUUAUUCAACUCAGAACCUUUUUAACACCAGUUACUUCUCAUCUGUAGUGUCAUCACAGUGUUAUGUGCAGUGAGUUUCAACAGAGACACAACACUAGUCAACUGGACUACCGUCCUUGUCCCAGUAUGAAAGUGGGGAAUCGAUAUAAUGGACGAAGUGUGUCCACCUCUGCUCCCCUAGGUGGCAACAAUUCCAUCUUUCCACUUGUUAGUAUUAGGCUUUUUCCAGUUGACCUGUUAUGUUAUAGAAACAGAAGAGAGGACACACUCCACUUUCUUGUGUUGGCACCGGGAUCGGUCCAUAGACUGCAUAUUAAAAAUGGAUGCAAUCUUUGGCUGUAAAAAUAAAUUCCUGUUGUGAGGCCAUGUCAGUUUUUGAAACCGGAAAUCAACAUACUGUACAUCAAAUGCAAAUCACCUAUUGGUUUCAGUCACACUGUUGUCCACAUGUGCAGUACUUUAUCG
Messenger RNA from Solea solea (common sole), 2953 nucleotides. Its product is annotated as zinc finger protein. Lineage: Eukaryota; Metazoa; Chordata; Actinopteri; Pleuronectiformes; Soleidae. The transcript has 7 exons. The record is from RefSeq and is a predicted model, not a curated record. The coding region runs from base 574 to 1332 and encodes 252 amino acids. Gene Ontology annotation, molecular function: nucleic acid binding; zinc ion binding.